Messenger RNA from Exophiala dermatitidis NIH/UT8656, 1296 nucleotides. Its product is annotated as NAD binding Rossmann fold oxidoreductase. Gene Ontology annotation, molecular function: nucleotide binding. The transcript has a single exon. The coding region runs from base 1 to 1296 and encodes 431 amino acids. NCBI's taxonomy places the organism in Eukaryota, Fungi, Ascomycota, Eurotiomycetes, Chaetothyriales, Herpotrichiellaceae. The record is from RefSeq and is a predicted model, not a curated record.
AUGAGCCCAACGACACGCAAAAGGUAUGCCCUCGUUGGCACCGGUGGCCGCGCGGGCUUCUUUUAUACGGCUAUCGCGCAAGACUUCAAAGAUACCGCAGAAUUGGUGGCCUUCUGCGACACAAAUCAAACGAGGAUGGAAUAUGCCAACUCUAAGUUGAGGGCGCUGGGACAUCGAGCGGUUCCAACAUACAAGGCUGUCGAUUUCGAUCGGAUGAUCAAAGAAACCACCCCAAACGAUGUCAUUGUGACCACCAUCGACCGAACACACAACAUCUACAUUGUCCGGGCAAUGGAACUUGGCUGCAAUGUUGUGACCGAGAAGCCAAUGACCAUCGACAUUCCCAGAUGCAAGGAAAUCUUCAGCGCCAUUGACCGAACCGGAAGCAAUCUCCGGGUCACCUUCAACUACCGUUAUGCUCCCCAUAACACGAAGGUGUUUGAGCUGCUGUCUUCCGGGGCCAUCGGCAAAGUAAACUCAGUAUCGUUCCAGUGGGAUCUCAACACCUCCCACGGAGCAGAUUACUUUCGACGCUGGCACCGGGACAAGCGCAACAGCGGAGGUCUGUUAGUCCACAAAUCAACCCACCAUUUUGAUUUGGUCAACUUCUGGCUUCAGAGUCGGCCCGAAACUGUUGUUGCCAUGGGCGACCUGAGCUUCUAUGGUCGUGAGAACGCCGAGAAGCGAGGAGUAACCAAUUUCUAUGCCCGCGCUCACGGAAGUGAAAACGCAAAAGACGAUCCAUUCGCGCUGCAUCUGGAAGAGAAUCCGCAGCUGAAAGCGAUGUACCUUGAUGCCGAGGAGGAGGACGGCUAUCAUCGGGAUCAAAGUGUCUUUGGUGAUGGAAUCAGCAUUGAGGACACGAUGGGCGUCAUGGUUCGAUAUCGGUCCGGAGCGAUCCUCACAUAUUCACUGACGGCAUAUUCACCUGUGGAGGGUUUCAGGGUUUGUUUCAUUGGAACCAAAGGGCGCCUGGAACUGGAUGUGGUUGAAAGGGCAUAUAUCAACUCGGGUGGUGAACAAAGCCAAGAGGGUGCGCUCGAACAUCGAUCCAUCCUCUUGCGGCCCAUGUUCGGUAAGCCGAUGGAGGUUGAGAUCCCUUCAGGCGUAGGCGGCCAUGGAGGAGGAGAUCCUCAACUGCUCAACGACAUCUUUGGAACACCAAAGCCCGACGCGUUCAAUCGCGCAGCAUCCCAUAUUGAUGGUGCCCUGUCCAUCCUGACCGGGAUAGCUGCCAACCAGUCCAUGAAAACUGGCCAGAGUGUGAGAGUUGAUGAUCUUAUCAGCAUCCCUUGA